This is a messenger RNA of Rotaria sp. Silwood1, 3198 nucleotides long. The record is from the annotation of a GenBank genome assembly. NCBI's taxonomy places the organism in Eukaryota, Metazoa, Rotifera, Eurotatoria, Philodinida, Philodinidae.
AUGAUUGAAUUAUUAAUUGAUGAUGAUCGAGAUGAAAAACGUGAAGAAAAUCGAACAAUGAUUCAUGAUCUUUGUGGAAAAUUAGCUUUACAAAUUGAUCCAAUUGGAUUUUUUGCAGCAUCUAAUGAAUUUAUUCUAAAUUCAUUAAGUACUGUACGAUAUGCUGAAUUUUGUCUUCCGAGUUGUCAUAAUGGUUAUGAAACAAUUCAUAUGGACAAACGUCUUGUACCUUUUACUAGCACAUAUAUGCCUCAUUUACAAACAUUACGUCUCUGGCGACCAGAUGAUUUUCCUUGGACAACUGUUCGACCAGAUUAUAAAAGAUACUACGAUGAUCUUUUACCUCUACAAUGGCUAAAUUCUUUAGAAGUACCUGAAUCGAUUGCUCAACAUGUGAUCGUUUUUGAACAAGAUCUUUGUCAACUAAUCGACAAAUUAAAAGAUUUGACUUUUCUUGAUAUUUAUGGUAAAACUCAUUACAAAAAAGUAGAACCUUAUCGUUUAAUGGUUCAAGCUCGUUUUCCAGAUAGCCGACCAUGGCAAUUUGAUGAAAAUCGACCUGAUAUCAAACCGAUACCUAUCAAAGAUUCAUCUACUUAUUAUGAUUGUUGGGACGAGGAACAUGUUCGUAUGCCUUGCUCAAAACAUUAUGCAUAUGUAUAUUCUAAUGAUAAUCGUGCUCGUUUUAUGUAUGAUACUCUUCCUAAGAUUUGUAACCUUGCAUUGAACCUGAAGUUAGUUUGCACUCAGUCACCACCUUUGUUAAAAAUUGGAACAAAUCGUUCAGUUACUAUGUCACAAGAACAAGCAGCAGCAUUGUUAGCUUGUGCAUUUUUCUGUUUAUUUCCAUAUCGGACUUAUCCGUCAGCAAAAAAAGAAUAUGAACAUUUUCAAGAUCCAAAUUUUGAAACAUUAUAUCGAGAUGUACGUCAAAACAAACUCGAAAAACUCAAGUGUAUUUUACAUUAUUUUAAUCGUGUUACAGAACAUAUGCCAAACGGUGUAAUAACGUUUCAACGUGUUUCAUUACCCAAACAUCGUUUCCCAUCGUGGCAUGAACUAAACACAGGUCUCUGUGAUCUGAACAUGACAACAGGUAAAAAAAUUGAAGAUAUCAAGAACGUAUUACAAGUUGAUUUUGCCAAUAAAUAUAUUGGAGGUGGCGUUUUAGGUGGCGGCUGUGUACAAGAAGAAAUUCGUUUCACUAUCUGCCCUGAAAUGCUAGUUAGUUUACUUGUUUGUGAAGUCAUGGACAACAAUGAAUGUAUCUUUCUUAUUGGCUGUGAACGAUAUUCAUCAUACAAAGGCUAUGCUGAUUCAUUUGAAUACGCUGGAGAUUAUCAAGAUAAUACACCUAGAGAUGGUUGGGAUCGGAAAUGGUGUCAUGUAAUAGCUAUGGACGCGGUCUAUUUUCGUAAUCCAUCAGACCAAUACAAUAUGAAAGUCGUCGAACGUGAAUUACUGAAAGCCUACACAGGUUUUCGUCCUAUAGGAGAUGGAGCUGACUAUAAAUUUGGUAUUGCUACUGGAAACUGGGGUUGUGGAGCUUUUAAUAGCGAUAAACAAUUGAAAGAAAAUAUUGUUGAAUUACUUGACUUACCAGAUGAAAUGAUUUUAUCCAUUAUGAAUAAAAUUAAACCUCGACCUAUAUUACUCUAUUCAAUGAUCGGCAUCAAAAAUAUUCGUUUGGAACAACUUGCUCUUGGUCAAUGUCAUUCGAUCGAUCUAACUUCUGAUUAUUUUGAAUCACCAAAUGAAAUGCUUAUUCAAAAAUUCAUAUCAUUUACGUUACCAUGUAUUUUUAAUUAUAUUGAAUCACUUACAAUCAAUAUUUUACAUAUACGAAAUUUUGAUCGCAUUGCUAAAACAAUUCAUGAUAAAAAUUGUCUCAAUAAUUUAAAGCAUUUGAAAAUAAUGGCUGGUCGUUUCCAUUGUGAUACACAAGUACCUUUUAGAACAAAUUAUUAUGAUGUUAUUGAGGUACGGCGUUAUCCUUUAUUCUCCGAUAUACCUCAAGUUUUCGACAUUUGUGGUGAACUUAUUGAUCUACUGGUAUCAUUUUAUCAUCAUUCACCAAUAAUGUCUUCAAUUAUUUCAUUCGAAUUUGGUCCUAAUUGUGUUGCAUCAAUUCCACCAAGUGAUGAACUAUUGUCCUUUCCUCAAUCACAUAAUCUCACUCAUAUUUGUAUUACAUUUCGUCAAUUCGACGAUUGUGUUCGAUUAUUGAAUCAAAUAGGAGCACAGUUACAUUCAUUCGAUGUGAGCAUAAUGCGCGUCCGUUUAUCUCGAGGAUUUGAUUUAUCAGAAAUAUCGUUGAUAUGUUGUCCUAAUUUGAAAGAAUUAAAAAUGAGAAUAUAUCGAAAUAUAUUCGAAUAUGAACAAUGUAUUAUUCCUCUUUUACAACGUUUAUCAAAUGUCGAACAUUUAACAUUAUUAUUGGCUAUUGAUGUAAAUGAAGAUGGACCAAAUCAUUUUAUUGAUGGAUUUGAUUUACAACGAGAUAUUGUUUCAUAUAUGCCUAAAUUAUUCCAAUUUGAUUUUCAUAUUCGUUCAAUAUUAAAAAAUGCUAAUCAUAUAGAACUCGAUAAAAUUCGUCAAAGUUUUAUUCAAUAUAAACAAUCUAUUGAUUGUACAAUUGAUUAUUUCAAUAAUCAAUAUAGUCAAUGUCAAAUAUAUUCUCUUCCAUAUAUUGGUACUCGUCUUGACUUUAUUUCAAAUCGAUUUCCAUUAUUCAAUGUUGAAAAAAGAUUUUCAAAUGUUACAAUGUUAAUACUUUUUGAUGAUAUCAAACCGUUUGAACAUGUUUUUUUUCAACGUGUUGCACGAGUUUUACCUCGUCUUAAACUGCUUGAAGUAUUCAAUCUUCUUGAACAAGAAGAAAAAAAUCAGGCAACAAAUAAUUCUAUUGAAUUUCGUCAUUUAUCAACACUUAUUUUGCAUGAUAUUCAUGCGGAUUAUGUUCAACAACUUUUAUAUCGAACUUAUCUUCCAUGUUUAAUCGAACUUGUUAUUCGCAAUGAUUUUGCGUUAACAAUAAUUAAUCAAAAUCAACAACAAGUUAAAAACAAUUGUUCUAAAGUUCAAACUCUUAUUACUGUUGAACCAUGGACCUAUCCCAAUGAUACUUAUCAAAAAUUUUUUCCAAACUUAGUCGUGUUUCAUAAAAGAAUGUUAAAUAAUAAAUUAUUUGUAAAAUAA